This is a messenger RNA of Microcebus murinus (gray mouse lemur), 4158 nucleotides long. RefSeq names its product glucagon like peptide 2 receptor (gene GLP2R). Gene Ontology annotation, cellular component: plasma membrane. Gene Ontology annotation, biological process: adenylate cyclase-modulating G protein-coupled receptor signaling pathway; cell surface receptor signaling pathway. Lineage: Eukaryota; Metazoa; Chordata; Mammalia; Primates; Cheirogaleidae. Gene Ontology annotation, molecular function: glucagon receptor activity; peptide hormone binding. The record is from RefSeq and is a predicted model, not a curated record.
CCCGGUAGGUCGCUCUAGACCAGUUCAGACGCCCUCGGCACGGCGGCGGGGAUAGGAUUUGUGCAGACGCUUCCUCUCCGGAGAGGAGGCAUGCAAGAGGAGGCUGCUGCGGUUCAUCUCGGGCUGUGAGAUGCGCCGCACUUGCGAGCGUGCGCGAGGAGGAUGAAGCCAGAGCCCGACGGCGCGAGGCCUGCGAGAAGAGCGCGAGCCCUGCCCGGGGUCCCCCAGCUGCCCAUGGGCACCCCUGCUCCCCGGGGGGACAGCCCUGGCCCCUCCCACAGGAAGCACUCGCUCUGGACCCCUGGGAGGCCCUUCCUCACCCUGGUGCUGCUGGUUUCCAUCAAGCAAGUGACAGGCUCUCUCCUUGAGGAGACAACGCGGAAGUGGGCUCUGUACAAACAGCAGUGUCUGCGAGACUUGCUCGAGAAGCCUUCUGGUGUAUUUUGUAACGGGACAUUUGAUCAGUACGUGUGCUGGCCUCAUUCUUCUCCUGGAAAUGUCUCGGUGCCCUGCCCUUCAUACUUACCUUGGUGGAAUGAAGAGAGCUCAGGAAGGGCCCACAGAUACUGCCUGGCUCGGGGGACUUGGCAGACGCGCGAGAACGCCACAGAUAUUUGGCAGGACGACUCCGAAUGCUCUGAGAACCACAGCUUCAAGCAAAACGUGGAUCAUUAUGCCUUGCUCUCAACCUUGCAGCUGAUGUACACCGUGGGAUACUCCUUCUCUCUCGUCUCCCUCUUCCUGGCUCUCACCCUCCUCUUGUUUCUUCGAAAACUCCACUGUACACGCAACUACAUCCACAUGAACUUGUUUGCCUCUUUCAUCCUGAGAGCCGUGGCGGUGCUGGUGAAGGACGUCGUCUUCUACAACUCCUACUCCAAGAGGCCCGACAGUGAGGCCGGGUGGAUGUCCUACCUGUCAGAGAUCUCGACCUCCUGCCGCUCGGUCCAGGUUCUCCUGCACUACUUCGUGGGCGCCAAUCACUCAUGGCUGCUGGUCGAAGGCCUCUACCUGCACGCACUGCUGGAGCCCUCCGUGCUUCCUUCGAGGCGGCUGUGGGCCAGAUACCUGCUGGUGGGUUGGGCCUUCCCUGUGCUCUUCGUUGUCCCCUGGGGCAUUGCCCGUGCACACCUGGAGAACACGGGAUGCUGGGCCACAAAUGGGAACAAGACAGUCUGGUGGAUCAUCCGAGGACCCCUGCUGUUUUGCGUGACAGUCAAUUUCUUCAUCUUUGUGAAAAUUCUCAAGCUUCUCAUUUCUAAGCUCAAAGCCCAUCAAAUGUGCUUCCGAGAUUACAAAUACAGAUUGGCAAAAUCAACGCUGGUCCUCAUUCCUUUAUUGGGUGUUCACGAGAUUCUCUUCUCCUUCAUCACUGACGAUCAAGUUCAAGGAUUUUCAAAACUUGUACGACUUUUCAUUCAGUUGACAUUGAGCUCCUUCCAUGGAUUCCUAGUGGCCUUGCAGUAUGGCUUUGCCAAUGGAGAGGUGAAGGCCGAGCUUCGGAAGCACUGGGUCCGCUUCCUGCUGGCCCGUCACUCAGGCUGCAGAGCCUGCGGCCCGGGCAGGAACCUCCGGUUCCUGGGCAAAUGUCCCAAGAAGCUCUCGGAGGGAGAUGGCGCCGAGAAGCUUGGGAAGCUGCAGCCCUCACUCAACCGCGGGCAGCUCCUGCACCUGGCCAUGAGGGGGCUGGGGGAGCUGGGAGCGCGGCCCCACCAGGGCCACGCAGCCUGGCCCCGGGGCGGCAGCCUGUCUGAGUACAGCGAGGGGGAUGUCACCCUGGCCAACACCAUGGAGGAGAUUCUGGAAGAGAGCGAGAUCUAGGGUGGAGCCCACAGCUCUGCCUCUGCUUCUGGGGACUUCUGAGAGGCCCAAGGAAGGGGGCAGAGCAGGAUGGAAGUCGCCGAGCUCAGAACUGCCCUCCUCCCGCUCACCACGCCUCUUUGACAGAAGUCUGUCUCAAGUCCCUCGAGCUCUGUGUGAAAGAGGCUGUGUGACGCUCACACCUUCUGCCUGCCCUUGUCACCCACUAGGUAACGCCCACCAGAAUGGCCAGGAGAGCCUGGGCCUGGCCUAAAUGCAAGGGAACGGACCCCACUGUGAGGAGAGAGGCCAGACAAUCUCUCUUCCUCCCACCCCGCGGCACACGGUUUCCCGCCGGGGCUGGGUUCAGGUGCACACACGUGGCCUGGGAAGCUUUUUCGAUGCGGAAUCCUAGACUGGUGGCUGGGAUUCUAAGCGGUGAGUCUGGGAAUUGGAACUGUUUACCAAGCGUCCCGGCCAGUGCCGAUGCAAGCCCAGCCUGGAAACACUAGGCAGGGUGGGGGUCAGAGGCCCCCUCCCCCGACGUGGCCGCGGCAGGGUAGAGGGAGAGAGGGGCUCUGCCUUCCAGCCCUGCUGCCAUGCGGCUGCCCUCCUCGGACUGUGUGAGCCGUGUCGCCCGCCAGAACCCCACUCCUCUCCUGCUCCUCUGCUCCUCCUCUCCCGUCAAGCCCUGCCUCCCUUUCUCUGCCUCCAUCCUCCAUGCAGGAGGACGGAGGUUCUGGUGGAUCUGUAACAACCCCAUCCUUCCAGUGAGGAUUGGCCCCAGCUCCCCGGAGACCCUCUGAAUGUCGUCCUGGGUCCUUUCCUCUCUUUUCUGGCUCCAUCUGCCUUUCUGAGCUUGGCUUCUACAGGCCUGACUUGCUCUGCCAUUCCCUUGGGACAAGGAAUGGCCCCGGCACUUUUGGUUUGGCACCAAUGUGUUGAUGGUCACACCUUCUGCUCUGGGAGGUUUACCUACCACGCUCCCUGACCGGAGUCCCCGCCGAAAGAAUUCUCCUCCCCAGAUGGAAAGGACACCGAGGGCAGGUGCUAAAGCAGCCUGGACAUGCCCAGGGUGGCACUGAGAGACCCAGGGCUCCGCAGUGGCCGGGCCUAUGAGACCCCCGCCAUGCUGCUGGGCAUUCUGCGUCGUGUGCCAGCCCCUGACCCGCAGAGGCUGAGGAGGGUCCAGGCCCAAAGACCAACGCUGUAAGGCAAGAGGCUGGAGGAAGGACAGGGAGGACCAUGCUACAGAACGGCGUGUUCGUGCUCAGGACUGUCGCUUGCACGGAGUGGAAAGUGCAUGUGGACGUGGGUGGAGCGUGUUGCCGUGAGACUGAAUACUGCCUUAUCCUAGGGGGCCGCUACGACUCUCCUCAAGCAGGGCUGCCAUAGUGCACAAAUAAAACCACGAUACUCGAUUGCAUUUGAAUUUCAGACAAGCAAUCUUGUGUAAGUGUCUCCCAUGGGACCUGUUUUAUCUGACAUUUGAAUUUAGUCACACACCCUGUCUUUUCCUGGCAUCUCUGUUUUCAAGGGUGCUCCGCAGAGGGGCCAGGACGAGGGUGAGACAACUGAGGCUCUCACCUCUGAAGAACUCAGUGAGCGAAAUAAAUUAUAUUCCAAUGCAAUAGUCUGUAAAGUCAAAUCCACAAACCACAGCCCGCGAGUCACUGAUAGAAAUAAAAUUUUACCGGAAGUAGAGCCAGGAUACAGGUGAGGUGGGGGAGGCCAGCUCAUGCGAGGACAAGCUCCGAGCCUGACUUCAUCUGAAAUGUCGGUACUUUGUUCAUCAGGCGGGGACUUUGAACAUCAAUUCUGAUUUUUAAACAAUCGCAUAAAAAUAUCAUUUAUCUUGACUACGGGGCCUUUUGGUGCCUCUUACACGUUUCCCCCAGGUGAGUGCCUCCCAGCCUUGGUUUGCAGGAUGGAAGCGGAAGCAAAGGUGUUAGGCAAGUGCGUAACGAAGCAGAGACUUACUGUUUGGUGUCCAGAUUAUUCAUGGUUCAGUCACUAAAAUAUAUGUGCUUCUAAUUUUGCCUUUUCUGCAAAUGCCCCUGCCUUGGCUCAUCAGCCUGUGAGCUCCUAGAAAGCUGGGCCGUCGCGUAUUCUCGGCAAGUACCCGCACAAUGCCGGUUCAGACUAGGUGCUUGACACGCAUUCCUCGAAUGACACGGCACAGAGCUGUCUCUCGGGAGCAUUAGAUGCUGCUGAGAGUAAUUGAUCCGGGAUCUUGCCCCUAUUAGGCAAAACAUGCUCCCCCCACCCAAAGCAUUUGCCAAUACGUCCUCCACCUCUCUCUCCACACGCUGCUUGCUCUUGUCCUGCUGAUGAUUAAAAAAAGUUUAUUUAAUUUGA